UCUCUUGACCCAUAAGCUGCCUCUCGCGCUCACUGGCAGCAGAGGGAGAAGCUCCUCGCGCUGAGCAGGUGAUCCAGAGACUUGGAUUUGAGGAGAAGACAGAGAAGCACCACCACCACCACCACCAUUAUUAUUAUUAUUGUUGUUAACAGCAGCAGCAGCAGCAUGCAGAUAUCCGGACUGUCUCUGUGGCUGUUUUGCCUCAUACUGGGUCAGUCCCGCACUCUCGGCGGGAAAGUGAACAAGCACAAGCCGUGGAUAGAGACGUCUUACCAUGGUGUGAUCACAGAGAACAUGGACACGGUGCUGCUGGACCCCCCUCUGGUAGCCCUGGACAAGGAUGCCCCAGUUCCUUAUGCUGGGGAGAUUUGUGCCUUUAAGAUCCAUGGUCAGGAUGCUCCCUUCGAGGCGGUGGUUUUGAAUAGCACAUCAGGAGAGGGAGUCCUGAGGGCCAGUAGCCCUGUGGACUGUGAGAGCCAGAAAGAGUACACGUUCAUUAUCCAGGCAUACGAUUGUGGGGCCGGACCCAGCGGGGCGGACUGGAAGAAAUCACACAAGGCCGUGGUUCACAUCCAGAUAGAUGACGUCAACGAGUUCUCCCCUGUGUUUCGGGAGUCACUCUACAAGGCGUCGGUGACAGAAGGCAAGAUCUAUGACAGCAUAAUGCAGGUUGAAGCGUGGGACCAGGACUGCUCACCACAAUACAGCCAGAUCUGCAACUAUGAAAUUGUCACAGCAGGGACGCCAUUCGCCAUAGACCGCAAUGGCAACAUCAGAAAUACAGAGCGACUGAGCUAUGACAAGCUGCAGAGCUACAAGAUUAUGGUUACGGCCUUUGACUGUGGUCAGAAAAGAGCAAAGGAGGACGUGGCCGUGCAUAUUGAUGUCAAGCCUGUCUGCAAACCUGGAUGGCAAGGUUGGAGCAAACGUGUGGACUAUGAACCAGGGACUGGGAGCAAGCAGCUGUUCCCCAAGAUGCACCUGGAAACCUGUGGUGGUCCUCUGUCCGGUAUGAGGGCCAUGGUGGAGCUGCAGACCAAUCACAUCGGGAAAGGCUGCGACCGUGAAACAUACUCUGAAAAGUCUCUGCAAAAACUCUGCGGUGCAGCAUCUGGCAGCACUGACCUUCUCCCGGCCCCCAGCCUUUCCACGAACUGGACAGUGACUCUGCUGACCGACAGCGGACGAGACAGCGACCUGAUCUACAGGUUUGACGGGCGCCAGGCUGCCAAUGUUCCGGAUCAUGUGGUGCCCCAGAAUCUAACAGACCAGUUCACCAUAGCAACCUGGAUGAAACAUGGGCCCAGUCCAGGCCUCAGAGCUGAGAAGGAAACCUUACUGUGCAACUCUGACAAGACUGAGAUGAACCGCCACCAUUACUCUCUGUAUGUGCACAACUGCCGCUUGGUGUUUCUGCUCAGGAGAGAUUUCACUCUGGUCGACACUUUCAGACCUGCAGAGUUCCACUGGAAACUGGAGCAGAUCUGUGACAAGGAAUGGCACUAUUAUGUGAUCAACGUGGAGUUUCCUGCCGUGACAUUAUUUGUGGAUGGCGUGACCUACGAGCCCUACCUGGUGACAGAUGACUGGCCGAUCCACGCCUCAAAGAUUGAUACACAGCUGACUGUGGGCGCCUGCUGGCAAGGUAGUGAGGUAGCAACACCAAGGUUCACUCAGUAUUUCCAUGGCAGCCUGUCAGGUCUGACAAUCCGACCAGGCCGCAUUGAAACCCAGAAGGUUAUCUCCUGUUUGCAGGCCUGCAAAGAAGGACUUGAUAUCAACUCCCUUGAAAGCCUAGCUAAGGACAUCAAGUUCCACUUCAACCCUGCCCAGUCUGUGCUGGUUGUUGAAGGAGAGGAUGUGGACAGCAUCAACACGGCCAUGACCAAGGUCUCCUACAUCAACUCUCGCCAAUUCCCCACACCAGGCCUCCGACGGCUACACAUCACCACCACAGUACAGUGUUUCGGGGAGGACACGUGUCUCUCAAUCCCGGACGUCAAAGCAGUUGUUAUGGUGCUGCCGCCCAGUGAACCGAGAAUCACAAUUACAGGAUCUAAUCGACUCGUCAGGCCUGCCGCUGACCUGCAGGGCCCCCUGGGUGUGGCACCCUUCAAAGAGCUUCAUAUCACCAGCACAGUGAUGAAGGGAGACGGCUUCGGUGGAGUUCGUCGCCAAGGUGUUAUGGAGGUGAUGCAUAACCUGGACUACUGUGACAUCCUGGUCAUUGGAGAGGAACUGAGUCCAGAGCGAGAGAGUCUGGAGAUUCAUCACAGUGUUUUGUUGGGGAAACAUCUGGAUGCCACCAACUCCACCUCUGGAAUUUCAAUAUACGGUGUGGACUCCAUGGCUCAUUACGAGCAGGCACUGAGACAAGUACGUUACAGGAACUGGCAACCCGCCACUCUGAGUGAGAGAAGGUUCAGACUCACCUGCUCUGAACUCAACGGACGUUACACCAGCAACGAGUUUGAUUUAGAGGUCAAUGUACUUCACCACUCAGCACCUGUGGAACAUGUCAAUCAUAUGGCCGCCCAGCCUCAGUACAUGAGACCUGUCCAUCACCCGCUCAUGAUACACACUCUCAACUCACACAUGUCAGGAUCAGCACCUCCAGCAGCCACAGUUGUUAUUGUGGUUUGUAUCGCCGCCCUGGUGGUGAUUGUGGUCAUUGGCGUGUACAGGAUCCACGCCACACACCAGGAGGGAUCCAGGGAGGAUGAGGAUGAGGUUAGAGAGCCUGAGGUGGAGUGGGACAACUCUGCUCUCACUAUAACCAUCAACCCUAUGGAGAACAUAAAAGACCCACAGGCUCUGGAUCAGCCAGUAAAAGAAGAGAACCACGAGGAGGAGGAACAAGGAAUGACGAGCGCCGAGUCAGACAACAGCGAUGAAGAGGAGGAAGAGCGAAAAGUGGUGAAAAUGAGGAAGCAAAAGGGAAAACUUGAGUGGGACAGUUCCUCCACAACAUACUGACCACACAUAUAUACACUAUAUACCCAGAUAUACACAACACUCUCUGCAAGUUUCGUUUCUAUUUCUUUGACUCUAUGAUUUUAUGUUGGUGAGCUGAAGGCAAAUUUCCACCUUGGUGGACAAUAACAUUCUAUUCUAUUCUAUUCUAUCUCCUCCACACACACACACUCACUACGCUGGCUUUUCCUUCAUGCUUACUAAAGGUACACAAAUACACAAAAUCAAAUGAAAUUAUUCAUUGGAAAUACAAAAGCAGCACCUGUUUUUUUUUAAUAAAACAUCUCCAUCUGCUGGACAAAAUCUGAACUACAGAAUAGGUUGAGAAUAAGUAAGCACAUGAUUACUCGCAUCGCAGUUUGGGCAGAGCGUUAUGUGAGCAAAGUUUUACUGAUGAAACAGAAUUUGAAACAAUCAAAAAUCUAAUCUUAAAUGGUGACACAAUAAUUUUUCAAUAACAUGUCAACAGACUGCUUUUUUUAUAUAUAUAUAUAUAUUAUUUCCUCUUAAAACAGAAUUAUCGCGAGGUGGUUACUUAUAGACAGAUGUAACAAUAAAAUGUAUCACCAUACAUAUUCAUUGAUAAAUGUAUCCAUAAAUGUUUUUAAUGUAAUUCCUUCUGCCUGUUAAGUAGAUAUAAAAUAGCUGUAUUGUCACUUGGUGUAUAACUUCUGUUCCCAUCUUUAACUCAGACCAGACACUUUAUACAGAUAUACUAAUACAGAGAUGACACUGUAAAUGUCCUUUGUUUUAAAAUCCAUAAUCAGGAGUCCUCUAUGCUGAUAUUGGCACAGUAAACAGACCAGUACAGAGAAACCCUUGUGAUUUAAGCCUCAUGGGAGGAUGAAUGCAGCAGAUGCUGUCCACAUCAAUCUCAACCCAUUUAGUUUCUCACAUCCAUCUCUUUUAUUCCUGCCAAACAUCUGAAGUGAUCAGUUCCACAAACCUUCACUGCUUCAUUAUCUUAAUUGGUAAGAAGUAGUAAGGAGUACAAAUAUCUUACAAAUCUCAGUUCUGAAACAACUAUAGCUAAGCUGUGGCUCCCUAAUGUCACACGGCUAAUUAGCUCCACUAAUGUCCUCAAUGUCCUUACUGCUGUACGUCCAGUUACUGCAGACGUAUAAAAAUGUUUCCUCACAGCAUCGGGAAAGCAAUGUUUGUUUGUUUGGUGCCCCUCAUUAGCAUGCAUCAUGAAUUGAUACCAUAGAAGGUUUUAGACCUUUUAUUUAUGAGGUUUUUCAGCACAUCAGAUUGAGAGUCACUAUUUUAAACAGUGUGUGUGUCUUCAUGUUUGUGGAAUGUUUAAUUUGAUUUAAAAGUAGAGCAAGAUUUAGACUGCCCUGCCAAUACUGACCUCACCUCCAAAUUAUAACACAAACUUAAUGUUAAAGCAAAGAUAAUCCUGAUUGUCGAUCCUCCGGGGUGUCAUGACACCAUUGUUUUGUGUUUUCAUUGCCCGAGUCAUAGGGAUCAGAGAAAGCUUGCUGGGCGUUGUUAGGUAAAGUGCUCAUUAACUACUCCUCCAGAACCUGAUCACUGAUAUUGCUCCCGUCUUCCAUCAUUGCAAUAGAUAUAGUACAUCAUCUCAGACAUAAUCCCAUUUCAAUCUGGUGAGGUUGUCUUCAUUCACCUGAUGUUACAAGAUCAUUUCCUCUCAGAGAAAUCAGCUGUUUCUCUCUAACAGAUGUGUCUCCUGUUCACCUCUCCCUUCCUCUGCCCUUAGAGCACCUGUGAUUGUGAUGUCAUCAUUGUGAAACAACUGCCUUGCCUCCCUUUGUCAUAUUGUGCUUCUGAAAGAUUAAAGAAAAAAAAAAGAAGAUUCUUUUACAUAUAAAAAGAAAACUGUAAAAAUGUUCAGGACAUUUAUUUUAUAUAUCUGUUUCUUUUUCUUUUGUAAACAAAGUGGUUGGGAUUUCUCUCUGUCUCAUCCCACUGCUUUCUGUAUAUUGAUCAAUAAAGACUUGUUUUAGACUCUA
Molecule: messenger RNA, 4949 nt
Organism: Solea solea (common sole)
Lineage: Eukaryota; Metazoa; Chordata; Actinopteri; Pleuronectiformes; Soleidae
Gene: clstn2a
Product: calsyntenin 2a
Exons: 18
Coding region: 166-2976 (936 amino acids)
Biological process (GO): homophilic cell-cell adhesion; positive regulation of synapse assembly; positive regulation of synaptic transmission
Cellular component (GO): postsynaptic membrane; cell surface
Molecular function (GO): amyloid-beta binding; calcium ion binding; kinesin binding
Source: RefSeq, a predicted model, not a curated record